AUGGCCGACAAGCGAGAACCGACCGCCGCUGAGGCUAUGCUCUUCUUCAGCAUCGUCAAGCACACUCGCAACAAGGCCGACGUUGACUGGAACGCUGUCGCCACUGAGGCUGGAUUCAAGAAUGCCGAUGUCGCCAAGGUCCGCUUCGGCCAGGUCAAGCGAAAGCUGGGAAUCACUACUGAGACCACGGCUCCCGCUCGUACCCCUGCCACGCCCAAGAAGCCCUCUCGCGUCUCAAAGACCACCACCCCUCGCAGUGUCAAGGCCAAGGGAAAGAACAACAAGGUCAAGAAGGAAGAAGAAUCUUUCGAUAUCUUCGACGAUGAGGAUGAGGAGAUGGCCAAGCCCACUAUCAAGGAUGAAGGCCAUGACUCGGAGAAGACUCCCGAGAAAGAGGACAAUGAGGGCGACAGUGAUGAUGCCGCCUUUGACUACCCCUUCUUCAAGCAGUAA
Molecule: messenger RNA, 453 nt
Organism: Fusarium coffeatum
Lineage: Eukaryota; Fungi; Ascomycota; Sordariomycetes; Hypocreales; Nectriaceae
Exons: 2
Coding region: 1-453 (150 amino acids)
Source: RefSeq, a predicted model, not a curated record